Messenger RNA from Octodon degus (degu), 1233 nucleotides. It is a transcript of the gene Bag1, whose product is annotated as BCL2 associated athanogene 1. Gene Ontology annotation, biological process: protein stabilization. Gene Ontology annotation, molecular function: adenyl-nucleotide exchange factor activity; protein-folding chaperone binding. Gene Ontology annotation, cellular component: membrane; cytosol; cytoplasm. The transcript is spliced from 7 exons. The record is from RefSeq and is a predicted model, not a curated record. The annotation marks the transcript as partial. Lineage: Eukaryota; Metazoa; Chordata; Mammalia; Rodentia; Octodontidae.
CUUGGCCCGGGGCUCGAAGCAACUGUCAUUUUCUCCGCUGGGCGGGCCACCGGCGCGGCUCUGGCUGAGCACGGCGGCGCGCCAAGACCGCGAGGCGACCAGGAGCGGCUGGGCCGCCGGAGGCGCGCCCCUCCGCGCUCCCGGGAGCCGCGCCGGUCGGAGUCCUCGGCCAGCCGCGGCGCUCUUUCCUCUCAGCGCCCGUCUGUUCGCAGUGCAGCCGGGGGACAUGACCGACCCACCAGGGGCGCCGCCGCCGGCGCUCGCCAGCCGCGGAUGAAGAAGAAAGCCAGUCCCCGCUCCACCCGGAGCAAGAAGGAGACCCAGACCAAGGAGGUGACCCAGACCGAGGAGGUGACCCAGGCCGAGGAGGUGACCAGGGGCAAGGAAGUGAUCCAGGCGGAGGAGGUGGCCCAGACCGAAGAGGUGACCCCGGCUCAGGAAAUGGCGGCUGCCGGGCUUAGCGUGACCGUCACCCACAGCAGUGAAAAGCACGACCUUCAUGUUACUGCUCAACAGGGUAGAACCGAACCAAUCGUCCAAGACCUGGCCCAGGCUGUUGAAGAGGCCACAGGGGUUCCACUGCCUUUUCAAAAGCUCAUAUUUAAGGGAAAAUCUCUGAAGGAAAUGGAGAUGCCAUUGUCAGCACUUGGAAUACAAAGUGGUUGCCGAGUCAUGUUAAUUGGGGAAAAGAGCAAUCCAGAGGAAGAGGUUGAGCUAAAAAAGUUGAAAAAUUUGGAAAAGUCUGUGGAAAAGAUAGCUGACCACCUGGAAGAGUUGAAUAAAGAACUUACUGGAAUCCAGCAGGGUUUUCUGGCCAAGGAUUUGCAAGCUGAAGCUCUCUGCAAACUUGAUAGGAAAGUAAAAGCCACAAUUGAGCAGUUUAUGAAGAUUUUGGAAGAAAUUGACACAAUGAUCCUACCAGAAAAUUUCAAAGACAGCAGGCUAAGAAGGAAGGGUUUGGUGAAAAAGGUUCAGGCAUUCUUAGCUGAGUGUGAUACAGUGGAAGAGAACAUCUGCCAAGAGACUGAGCGGCUACAGUCUACAAACUUGGCCCUUGCUGAAUGAGGUGCUGUGGAGAGGCUCUGCUGCCCUGAGGAGCAGCACCACUACCCUGUCUUCUCUUCAAUAGAAGCUGUCUGUUCCUCCAGAGCUGCCAGAGGCAACUGGCCAAAUGUCAAUUUUCCUACUCCUACACUGGUUCUCAAUGAAAAAGUACUGUCUUUGCAACCUUAA